UCAUACACACAUUCUGCAGUGCCUGUGGAGGAGCAGGAAAUGUUGCUGUUGGACCACUAGUGUUCAAAGCUCCUGCAAGCUGGCAACAGUUUCUGCUUCUUUUUGGAAAAUUAUUCGACAGCCUACCAACUGGCCCAUGUAGAAGGAUGAGAGGACAGAAGCAUUUACUGCCAAUUAUACUAAUGUAUGUGCUGAGUUUAUUAACAUUGCAGACAUCUUAUGGACAGCACUUGACAGAGGAGCCCUGCACUGUCCAGAUCCUUGUCCCGGGACUCAAAGGAGAACCAGGAGAGAAAGGGCAAAAGGGGGCACCAGGGAGACCAGGAAGAGUUGGCCCUCAAGGAGAAAUUGGUCAACCUGGGCUUAAAGGACAGAAAGGCAUCAUGGGACGUUAUGGAAAAGUGGGCCCGAGUGGAAUGAAAGGUGUAAAGGGAGAUAUGGGAGAUCCAGGUCCAAGGGGCCCCCAUGGAGAGCCAGGUGUUCCAUGUGAGUGCACGCCAAUGAGGAAGAUGAUUGGAGAGAUGGACAUUCUUGUGGCACAGCUAUCCUCUGAACUGAAGUUCAUUAAAAAUGCACUGCCCUCCCCUGCAGCUGUUGCUGGCAUAAAAGAGACAGACAGUAAGGUCUAUCUGUUGGUGAAGGAGGAGAAACGCUACACUGAUGCAGAGGUCUACUGUCAGACGAGGGGAGGGCACCUGGCCAUGCCCAAGGAUGAAGGAGCCAACACAGCCAUUGCAGGAUACAUAACAGAUGCGGGCCUGAGCAGAGUCUACAUUGGCAUUAAUGACCUGGACCGUGAGGGUGUUUUCAUCUAUGUGGAUCACUCUCCCAUGUCUACUUUCAGCAAAUGGAGGAAAGGAGAGCCCAACAAUGCCUAUGAUGAUGAGGACUGUGCUGAGAUGGUGGCCUCUGGGGAGUGGACUGAUGUGGCAUGCCACCCCACCAUGUAUUUUGUUUGUGAAUUUGACAAAGACAGUGUCUGAGUUUAGUCUAUGUUGAAGAGACUGCUGAAAUAAUGGAUAAAGACCUUAUAUAUUAAAAAAACAAAAAACAAAAGUAAGAUGUACUUUACUGUGUCUGUUCUGUCUUCUACUGGAUCUGUAAAUAACAUGACAAAAUGACACACAAGUUAGUAGUAGUAAGUAGCAUAUUUUCUACUAUCUUUUUCCUUAUGAGCUAUUUAUUUUCGUAAGUCACAACACAACAUGCAUUUUUGUUCUUCUGUUAGAAUUUUACUUAUUUUAUGCACAACAUUAAUUCCAUACUCUGUGAUUUAUUAGUGUUUCCAACAGUAUGCAAGGCAAAGUAUUGACUUUUUAUAUUGAGCAAUAUUUACAUCAACAAACAAGACAAAUAAGUAAAUGUAGAGGGCAGUAGAUGGUUCAGUUGUGUGCUUUUAAUCAAGAUAAAAAGGAAACAAUACGCAUUCUGUAUUCAUAUUAUACAUUUUAUGAUUGCUGUACAAUAAACAUUCACUGAUAAUGA
Molecule: messenger RNA, 1485 nt
Organism: Scomber japonicus (chub mackerel)
Lineage: Eukaryota; Metazoa; Chordata; Actinopteri; Scombriformes; Scombridae
Gene: colec11
Product: collectin sub-family member 11
Exons: 7
Coding region: 147-983 (278 amino acids)
Source: RefSeq, a predicted model, not a curated record